Messenger RNA from Paramecium tetraurelia, 2631 nucleotides. RefSeq lists its product as uncharacterized. The record is from RefSeq and is a predicted model, not a curated record. Lineage: Eukaryota; Ciliophora; Oligohymenophorea; Peniculida; Parameciidae. The transcript is spliced from 3 exons. Gene Ontology annotation, molecular function: phosphorelay sensor kinase activity. Gene Ontology annotation, biological process: phosphorelay signal transduction system.
AUGAACAAGAAACCAUAAACUAAAGAUACAUUUCUUCAGACUAAUCUUUUCCUAUUAGCAACAUAAAUAGUGCUAAAUAUUAGUCUAAUUUAAGAAUUAACAGAAAUAAUGACUAGCUUAAUUGUUAUUAUUUUAAAGGUAAUAUUCGACAUUUUCAUAUUCUGUCUGUUGUAUCUUUUAUAGAAUAAAAUUACUCCAAAUAUCAUAUUGAAAGUGAGGUUUGCAGAUAGGAUACUCGAGAUACUUGCAAUUGCAAUAAUAUAAUUACCCAGUUGCAUAUUCUUAUCCAUUUAGAUGUGUUAUCCAUUGGAGAUAAAAGCAGAUCAAUGCUUAGCUAAAAUUACCCUAAUUGCAAACAUUCUUGGGAAAUUGACCCUCAUUUUAUCAGUUAGUUUGGUAUAGAUAAAUGCAAUAAGUUUUGUUUGCUCCUUUGUUUUAAUAGGCAUAGACAUUUUGAAAUUUACUCAAAGCAAAGGCAAAACCUAAAACAAAAAUCAAUAUUUGCAAUCCCAACUUAAUGAAUUAUAAUCUCCCUCUAAUUACUCCAAAAAAAGUGACAACAUCUGGAGAUAGAGAAUUUAAGACAUGAAUGUAUAAGUACUUAUUUUGGAUUAUUCCAAUUUAUGUGUUAAAUACAUUAAUUAAUGCUUUUUGAAAUUGUUUAAAUGUUCUGUAGAGGAUGAAUUGUAAAAAAUUAUUUUAUCCCAAUUAAACUUUUAAAUACCAUAAUAAUGUACAGAAGACUUUAAAAGUGCCUCACUUUAAAUAAAAAGACUGAGGGACAAAUAAAGAGAUCUGUCUUGUAGAGAAUUUAAAAACUUAGAAUCUACAAAGCAAGUUAUCAAAAUACAGACUAAGACUUUAGAGUAAAUUAUCAAUGAAUAUAAAUAAGGGUACUAUGAUUCAUUGAUAUAAGCCUCAAGCAACAAAGCUUUUGAUAUAUCUUGCACUCUUAAGUUAUAGAAUAGCAAUCCCAUUUCUUUGAGUGGAUAGAUAAUUAGUGAUAAUGAAGAGAUCACUAUCUUUUUAAAUGACAUCUCCAAAUAGACAGAAUUAUCUCAAUAGAAAAUUAAAGAUGAUUUCAAAUCAAAAAUAAUUGAGUCAUUUUCUCAUGAAAUGAAAACUCCUUUAAACAGUGCCAAAAAUUUAAUAGAAUCAACACUGUCCGACUCAACAGUAGAUAAUUAUAUCAAAAAUCAAUAUUUGUAACCAGCAUUCAACUCAUUGAAAUUACAAUCAUAUAUCAUUAAUGAUAUAAUUGAUUUUUCAAAUUAUUAUGCGAAUUCAUUUUACCUUUAGACCAGAGAUUUUACAUUCAAAGAAUUAAUAAAUGAGAUUAGUGGGCUGUUUCAAUAAUAGUUUGAGAUGAAGAAUAUGGGUUUGGUAAUUGUAAUGAAGAAAAAUCAUUUUUCAACUUUUAAUACUGAUUAUAAUCGCCUAAUUUAAAUCAUAGUAAAUUUAUUAGCAAAUUCUUUAAAGUUUUCAUACGGAGGUAAUGUGUUUGUUAAUUUUAAAUCAAUGGAUUAGAACACCUUGAAAAUAUCCAUUAAGGAUGAGGGGAUUGGCAUUGAACAAGAAAAAUUAGAGAGAAUUUAGAGAACUUUAUAUCAAUUUUAGGAGACAUCUGAUUUUGUAUUUAAUUAAGGCUGGCAUGGAUUUGGACUGUUGAUAUCAUCAAUUUUAUUAACAAAGCUGUGUGCCAAUACAAAUAAAUAGUUACUGUCGAUAAAAAGUAAAGGGAAGAAUUUAGGAACAAAAGUAACCAUUUUUGUGGAUGACUAAAAUAGAGGAUAAUGUAUGUUGGCUUCUAGAAAAUCAGAUAUAAUUGGAGCAAAAAUCCAUUCUUAAAAUAAAAUAUAAAUUGGAACUGUAAUUGUUACAUCAGUUAAGAAGAUGUCAAAUCACAAGAACAAUGAUAUAAUUUUUCCUUAAUUGAAGACAAAAGAACUCUUUACUGAUAUUAUAGAUUAAUCAAGCGAAUUUUUGACUCUGAAUAGUAAAGUUAAAGAAUUGCAGGCAUCAGAUCCUAAACUAAUAAGCUAUUUGAAUGAUUCACCCAGCUCAGAUUAAAGUCCAGAUAUUAAUUAUAGGCAAUUAGGAUAAUCGUAUGAUUAUCCCUCAAUACAACAUCAAUUUAAAGAUCAAAAGUCAUGUAAGAGUUCUAAAUCGCAGUUAAAAUAAUUGGAAGAUAAGGAAAGUGAGUUUAAUCUAUUGAAUUUUGUAUAAAAAAAGAAAUGUCACUGCAGAAGGAUACUUUCAGUAGAUGAUGAGGUUUUUAAUUAACACUCGUUGUGUAUGCUUUUGCAAAAACUGGACUUUGAAGUUUUGGUGGCUUUCAAUGGCUAAUAAGCAAUAGAUAUGAUAGGCCAAUUAUAAAAGUGCUGUGAUCAUUGUUAAUUACUUGAUCUGAUUUUGAUGGAUUACCAAAUGCCGAUAUUAAAUGGGAUUGAGACAACAAAACUCAUCUUAGAGAUGAUAAAGGCCUAGAAGAUCCCUCUUAUCAAGAUCAUUGGUUUAACAGCAUUCACAGCUGAAUCAGAUGUAAUAAAUUGUUUAGAUGCAGGGAUGACUUAUGUAUUAUCCAAACCAUUAAACUUAAAAGAAUUUAAAGAAUUAUUGCCAAAUUUAUGA